GAUCUUAGAGGAGCUCCUCCAGUAUCUUUGGGCUUGGCCAUCGCUGGCUCCUUUAGAAUCUUUGGCUGUGACUGUGAGACGAGACGAGACGCGGCGAUGGGAACGCGUUUGCUGCGGCCGCUGAGCGAGGCGCAGCUGAAGCGGUUGGAGGACCACCGGUACCGCGCGGCCGGCCGCUCGCUGUUCGAGCCGGCGCUGCAGCUCUACUGGUGCUGGCUGCUGAACCUGGUGCCCGCCUGGCUGGCGCCCAACGCCAUCACCCUGCUUGGCCUCGCCACCAACCUGCUCAGCACCCUGCUGCUCGUCUACCACUGCCCCGGCGGCACCGAGCAGGCACCGGGGUAUGUGUAUGUGCUGUGCGGUCUCGGAUUAUUUAUCUACCAGACGCUGGAUGCCCUUGAUGGGAAGCAGGCUCGAAGGACCAACACUUGCUCUCCACUUGGGGAACUGUUUGACCAUGGUUGUGAUUCUUUUUCUACAGGUAUGUGGACUGAAGGAACAUGUUCUGUUUGAUGCACAAUGACCAAG
This is a messenger RNA of Leucoraja erinaceus (little skate), 528 nucleotides long. RefSeq names its product cholinephosphotransferase 1-like. The transcript has 2 exons. Gene Ontology annotation, biological process: phosphatidylethanolamine biosynthetic process. NCBI's taxonomy places the organism in Eukaryota, Metazoa, Chordata, Chondrichthyes, Rajiformes, Rajidae. Gene Ontology annotation, cellular component: endoplasmic reticulum membrane; Golgi apparatus. Gene Ontology annotation, molecular function: ethanolaminephosphotransferase activity; diacylglycerol cholinephosphotransferase activity. The record is from RefSeq and is a predicted model, not a curated record. Bases 97 to 513 code for a protein of 138 amino acids.